AUGAGAAGGAACAGCGGCAUGAGUAUAAACUGUCGGGCAUCCGCGAGGACCUCCUGCAGUUUGUGCUCGUGCAGCUUUUUGUUUCUCUGCUUUCUGCACGUGGGGCAAGUGCCACGCGCGCCUGGACAGGGUGCUGAAGAAGAGGCCCGACGUGAACUCCAAGGGCGACGAUGGCCGCACGCCGCUCCACCACGCCGCAGCAGCCGGUUCUGCCGGCUUCUGCAGGAAGCUCCUCGAGGCAAGGGCCGACCCCAACGUGCCGGCCACGGCUGCGCUGCAGACGCCCCUGGACCUGGUGGUUGCCCACAUCUCGAGCACCACGAGGCCUACGACCGCCGUAUGAACAGCUUCGAGCAGGUGAACCGCCUCGACGACUGCUCGCUGGCGGUGCGCCCCGACCUCGGCGCCUUCCGGGAGGUCCGCCGGGUGCUGGAGGAGGCCGGCGGCGUGCGCUGCGGUGCCUGGGGCGAGGAUCCGGCCAUCAGGCCCGACGGCUCCAUCGGCGGCGGCCCGGCGUCGGCACUCCGCGCCUACGAGCCCGGCGAGGCUGGGUCCAACACACCGGCCGGCCUUCUCAGAACUGGCAAGUACGACUUGGUCAAGUACGAGGACGGUCUCUUGGUCGAGGCGGAGUACGAUCCCAAGACGGGCCUGGCCGUGUGA
Molecule: messenger RNA, 663 nt
Organism: Prorocentrum cordatum
Lineage: Eukaryota; Dinophyceae; Prorocentrales; Prorocentraceae
Source: the annotation of a GenBank genome assembly